Molecule: messenger RNA, 8013 nt
Organism: Rubroshorea leprosula
Lineage: Eukaryota; Viridiplantae; Streptophyta; Magnoliopsida; Malvales; Dipterocarpaceae
Source: the annotation of a GenBank genome assembly
AAACACAGAAGAAGAUACAAAUCCGCCAUAGAUUUCUUCUUCUUUCUUUCCUUCGACUCUCAGAUUUCUCUUUCUCGAGCUCUCUAAUUCUUCACUCUUUCUCGAUCUGUCUUACCGUUCGUCGGUUUACAGCUCCUCGCCGAUAUAUUUCAAUUGUCCGGGGUUUUUGUUGAUUCGGAGGGAGUGUGAGGAGUGGAAGGGUGGAAUUUGUUGCAGCAUGAGCAUUGCUAGCCCCGGGAGAGGGGACAGCUAGGGUUUGCAGUGGAGACUGGGGAGGAACUGGUGGGAAUUUCCAUGGGCGAUGGAGGAGUUGCUUGCAUGCCUUUGCAGCAGAAUCAGCAUCAGCAUCAGCAUCAGCAUCAGCAUAUCAUGGAGAGGUUUCCAGUUGCAGAGAAGACGCUUUGUGGAGGCAGCAGCAAUGGGGUUAGCUCAAAACCUGGUAAGCUUGAAGACACACAGCAGCAACAACAACAACAGCAGCAGCAGCAGCCGCGAAAGAAGAAGAAAAUGGUGAAGGUUAAGAAAGUGAUUGUGGUUAAGAAGAAGGUGGAUAAGAGCGAGUUCAAGAGUGGAUUUGGAGUGAAAGAGAAGGGUGAAUUGGGAUUGAAAAGCAGCAAGGAGGUUGAAAAUGGUGAGAAUUCUGUACAGAAGGAGGAAGUAGAGGAAGGUGAAUUGGGCACGUUGAAGUGGCCAAGGGAAGUGGAGAGUGGUGACUUUGUGCCUGAGAAGAUACAGAGAAGUGAAAUCAACAAGGAGGAUAUUGUUGGGGAGAAAUGGAGGAAAGAGGAAAUGGACAAGGGGCAAAUUAUUUCUGGGAGAAAAGUAGAGGUAGAGAAUGGGGAGUGUAUUUCUGUGAGACAAGGAGAGGUAGAGAAUGGGGAGAUUGUUUCUGUUAGAAAAGAGGAUGUAGAAAGGGGGGAGGUUGUAUCUGGCCGAAAAAAGGAGGUGAAGGGGGAGAUUUUCACAGGGAAAUGGCACAAAGGGGAUGUGGAAAAGGGUGAGAUAGUUGUGGAUAAGGGUAGGAAAGCUGAAGCUGAAAGGGGAGAACUUGGGUCAUUGCGAGGGGCCAAGGAUGAAGUUGAAAAAGGGGAGUUUAUUCCGGAUAGAUGGCAUAAAGGCGAAGUUGUGAAGGAUGAUUACAGUUUUAGUAAAUCACGCAAGUAUGAGCUAGGGAAGGAGAAAAGUUGGAAAUAUGAGCAGGAGCUUACACCACCUUCUGGCAAGUAUUCAACUGAUGAUGUUUAUCACAGGAAGGAAUCCAGUAGAAGUGGGUCUCAGAAUGGCAAAAGUUCUUCCAGAUUGGAGGGUAGCCAUGAGAGGGCUUUGAGGAUAAGUUCGAAGAUUGUGGAUGAGGAAGGCUUGUUUAAGAGUGAUCAUGGCAAUGGAAAGAACCAUGGAAGAGAAUACACUUCUUCUGGCAACAGGUUGAAGCGGCAUGGUAAUGAUUCAGAUAGCACCGAGCGCAAGCACUAUGGUGAGUGGGGGGAUUAUGCAAGUGCAAAAAGUAGGAGGCUUUCCGAUGAUGGGAGUCGAGCUUCUCACUCUGAGCAUCAUUCAGGUCGAUCUGUUGAAAGGUUCUACAGAAAUUCUUCAUCAUCAAGAGUAUCUUCAUUGGACAAGUACUUGUCCCGACACCAUGAACCUUCUUUGUCUUCUAGAGUUGUUUAUGACAAGCAUGGGCGUAGUCCUGGAUAUUCUGAGUGGUCCCCACAUGAUAGGAUUAGGAAUUAUGAUCACAGGGAUAGGAGCCCCAGCCGUCGUGAAAGAUCCCCUUAUGUUCGUGAGAAAUCCCCACAUGCUCGUGAGAAAUCCCCACAUGCUCGUGAGAGAUCCCCUUAUGCUCGGGAGAGAUCAGCAUAUGCUCGUGAGAGAUCCCCCUAUGAUCGGUGUCGCAACUAUGAUUAUAGAAACAGAAGUCCCAUCAAUGCUGAACUGUCCCCCAAGGAUCGAGCUCGAUUUCAUGAUCGCAGGGACAGGACUCCUAGUUGUUUGGAGCGGUCCCCACAUGAUCGGACUAGGUCUCAUAAUUACAGGGAUAGGGGCAGGAAAAGUGCAGCAAAUGAGAAGCUAACCUCUCUUGAUAGUAAUGAAGGUCAAGAAGAUAAGGUUAGCCAAAGGGAGCAUAAUGGAAGAGACUCACAUUCAACGGCUAAAGAAUCUCAAGAAAAGACCAUUCUACAGAACUCUAAUGGUUCAGAUGAGAAAAAUGUCAUAUGCGAGUCUCACAAAGAAGAACAGUCACAGAACCUCAGUGCAAAUGGCAUAGAAUCUUGUAAUGUUGAUGAAGCACCUCCUGAAGAGUUGCAAUCAAUGGAGGAAGAUAUGGAUAUAAGCAACACACCACCCCAUACCCCUAUUGUGGCUGAUUCAUCCAUAGGGAAAUGGAUUUACCUUGAUCAUUUUGGUGUUGAACGUGGGCCUUCUAAACUAUGUGACCUUAAGGCACUUGUGGAAGAAGGGGUUCUAUAUUCAGAUCACUUCAUCAAGCACAUGGACAGUGAUAGGUGGAUAACUGUUGAGAAUGCCACUUCACCACUGGUGACAGUGAGUUUGCCAUCCAUUCUUUCUGACACUAUAACGCAGCUGGUGGAUCCUCCUGGAAACUUGCUGGCAGAUACUGGAGAUCCAGUGCAAUUGGCCAUUCAGAGUGGUGAUGAAAAGCAGAAGAGCCACCUGGAUCAUGGUGCAGCUGUACCUGAUGCUUCAGAAAAUCUCCACAUUGAUGAAAGGGUUGGAGAUCUGUUGGGGGGUUUCCCAGUCAUACCUGGCAGGGAGCUUGAGACCGUUGGUGAAGCUUUGCAAAUGACCUUUGAUAGUGUGCAAUGGGAGGAAUGGUUUUACUCUCAAGGUUUCAAUGGACUUCUGGAUCCUACUCAUGAUCAUUUCGAUGAUUCUGACAUGAAGUUGAAGGAAGGUGUGGAAUUCAGGUUUGAUUCAACCUCUGACAGUCUUACCAAUUCUGACUCUAGUGAUUGGUUUUCUGGCCGAUGGUCAUGCAAGGGUGGGGAUUGGAUGAGGAACGAUGAGGCUUCCCAGGAUAGACCUUCCAGGAAAAAACUUGUUCUUAAUGAUGGUUUCCCUUUAUGCCAGAUGCCAAAGUCUGGGUAUGAGGAUCCUCGCUGGCUUAGGAAGGAUGAUCUGUACUAUCCUUCUCACAGCAGAAAGCUUGACCUCCCUCCUUGGGCCUUUUCCACCACAGAUGACCGAAGUGAUGGCAACAGCAUAAGCAGAUUAGGUCAAAUUAAGCCUGCUGUUGUAAGAGGAAUGAAGGGGACCAUGCGUUCUGUUGUCAGGAUUAAUGCGUGUGUGGUUCAGGACCAUGGUUCAUUAGUAUCUGAGCCCAGAACAAAAAUUCGAACUAAGGAGAGGUACUCUUCAAGAUCUAGUCGGUCGCAUUCUACAGCUAGUGAUACUAACAGAUCAUCUGUUGAAAGUGAUUCGCUAUUGAAAAGUGUUAGUGACCGAGACUUGCGGACUUCUUGGAAUGGCAUUGCAUCUAUUAAGACUCCCAAGGACCAUGUUUGUAGAGUUGAUGACUUGCAGUUGCACUUAGGUGAAUGGUACUACCUUGAUGGUGCUGGGCAUGAACAAGGGCCUUUAUCAUUUUCUGAACUACAGGCGAUGGUGGAUCAAGGUGCUAUCCAAAAAAAUAGCAGCAUUUUCAGGAAAUUUGAUAAAGUUUGGGUUCCAGUUAUGUCUGCUGCAGAGAAUUCUGUAACUGCUGUGAAGAGCCAGAAGGAGAUUGUGGACUCUUCAGAACUGCAUGUUUCUGAAUCUCAUUCUGCUACUUUUAGUCGAAGCAAUGCAAAGUCCUGUUCAUUUCACAACCUUCAUCCACAAUUUAUUGGUUAUACCCGUGGGAAGCUACAUGAAUUGGUAAUGAGAUCAUAUAAGGGUCGGGAAUUUGCUGCAGCCAUAAAUGAGGUUUUAGAUCCAUGGAUAAGUGCAAAACAGCCAAAGAAGGAGAUGGAAAACCACAUUUACAGAAAAUCAGAAGAUUUACGUGCUGGCAAAAGAGCACGGGCGAUGAUUGAUGGAAGUGAAGAAGACAAUGAAAUGGAAGAAGAGCUGUUGUCAACUCAAAAGGAUGAUACUACAUUUGAAGAAUUGUUUGGUGAUGCUACAUAUGAUGAAGAACAUAGUUCAUGUUCUGGAAUUGGGAUGGGGAACUGCGGUUUGUUGGAAGGUCAUCUGCUGGCACGAGUCUUUCAUUUCAUGAGAUCAGACCUGAAAUCCCUUGCUUUUGCUUCGUUAACUUGUAAACGCUGGAGAGCUGCUGUUAGGUAUUAUAAGGGCAUCUCAAGACAGGUUGAUUUAUCUGCUAUGGGUCCUAACUGCACUGACCCCAUCAUCUGGAACAUUAUGAAUGGUUAUAACAAGGAAAAGAUUAAUUCACUGGUUCUCAUUGGUUGCACAAAUAUAACUGCUGACAAGCUUGAAGAGAUUAUUCAGUUGUUUCCUAGUUUGUCUUCAAUAGAUAUUAGAGGUUGUUGCCAGUUUGGGGGAUUGAUCCUCAAACUUCCAAAUUUGAACUGGUUCAAGAGCAAGAGCUCUAAUGGUAUGAAGAACUCAGAGGAGUCAAGUUCUAAAAUAAGGAGUUUGAAACACAUUAGUGAGACAACUUCAUCUGUCUUUAGAAAAGGUCUGGGUGGCAGUAUGGAUGAUUUUGGUGAAUUGAAGCAUUAUUUUGAAAGUGUGGGUAGAAGAGACUCAGCAAACCAAUUAUUCCGUCGAAGCUUGUACAAACGUUCAAAACUAUUUGAUGCCAGACGCUCCUCAUCUAUUUUAUCCAGGGAUGCUCGUAUGAGGCGAUGGGCAAUAAAGAAAUCUGAAAAUGGAUUUAAGCGAUUGGAAGGAUUCUUUGCAUCAAGUCUAAGGGAGAUCAUGAAGGAGAAUACCUUUGACUUUUUUGUGCCAAAGGUUGCAGCAAUUGAGGAAAGAAUGAAAAAUGGUUAUUACAUUAGUCAUGGACUAAAUUCUGUUAAAGAUGACAUUAGCCGAAUGUGUAGAGAUGCCAUAAAAGCAAAGAAGCGGAGUGGUACUGGGAACAUGAAUCUUAUCAUUACACUAUUUAUCGAACUUGCCACACGUUUGGAACAGUGUGCGAAAGUUACUUCGUCUUAUGAAAGAGAUGAGUUGAUGAAGUCUUGGAAAGAUGACUCAACUUCGUUCUCUAACUAUAAGAAGAAGCUUGGUAAAGCUGUUACUGAAAGGAAGUACAUGAACAGGAAUAAUGGCACCUCCUUUGCAAAUGGUGGUUUUGAAUAUGGGGAAUAUGCAUCUGAUAGAGAGAUAAGAAAGCGUUUGUCCAAAUUGAAUAGGAGAUCUCUAAACUCAGAAAGUGAAACAUCUGAUGACCUUGGCCAGUCUUCUGAAGAUGGCAAAAGUGAGAGUGAGAGUACAGACUCAGAGACAGAGAGUGACUUGGACUUCAGUUCAGAAGGUAGAUCUGGGGAGUCAAGAGGAGAUGGAUACUUCACUGUGGAUGAUGGGUUUGAUUCUAUUACUGAUGAUCGUGAAUGGGGGGCUCGCAUGACAAAAUCUAGUUUGGUUCCUCCUGUUACCAGGAAAUAUGAAGUAAUCGAGGAGUAUGUUAUUGUAGCAGAUGAGGAGGAUGUGCAGCGGAAGAUGCGAGUGUCCUUACCUGAGGAUUAUGCUGAGAAACUUAGUGCUCAGAAAACUGGCACUGAGGAGUUUGAUUUGGAACUUCCUGAAGUAAAGGAUUAUAAACCAAGGAAACUUCUGGGAGAUGAGGUCAUAGAACAAGAAGUUUAUGGUAUUGAUCCCUAUACUCAUAACCUUUUUCUUGACUCCAUGCCCGAGGAGUUGGAGUGGUCUUUGCUAGAGAAGCAUUUGUUUGUAGAAGAUGUGCUCCUUCGUACUCUAAAUAAGCAAGUUAGGCACUUCACCGGCACUGGUACUACUCCUAUGAAGUAUCAUUUGCAGCCUGUUAUUGAGGAAAUUAGAAGAGUGGCUGAAGAGGAUUGUGAUAUACGGACCAUGAGAAUGUGUCAAGGUAUUCUAAAAGCAAUGGAGAGUCGUCCUGAUGACAAUUAUGUUGCUUACAGGAAGGGUCUUGGUGUUGUUUGCAAUAAAGAGGGUGGUUUUGGACGAGAUGAUUUUGUUGUGGAGUUUCUGGGAGAGGUUUAUCCUGUUUGGAGGUGGUAUGAGAAGCAAGAUGGGAUUCGGUUGCUGCAGAAGAACAACCAGGAUCCUGCUCCAGAGUUUUACAACAUUAACCUUGAGAGGCCAAAGGGUGAUGCUGAUGGGUUUGAUUUGGUUGUUGUUGAUGCCAUGCAUAAGGCAAACUAUGCAAGUCGAAUAUGUCAUUCUUGCCGUCCUAAUUGUGAAGCCAAGGUUACUGCUGUGGAUGGCCAGUACCAGAUUGGAAUCUAUACAGUGCAUGAAAUUCAAUAUGGUGAGGAGAUCACGUUUGAUUAUAACUCUCUUACAGAGAGUAAAGAAGAAUAUGAAGCAUCUGUCUGUUUGUGUGGUAGUCAAGUUUGCAGGGGCAGUUACUUGAACCUCACUGGGGCAUACCUAAAGGUCUUGAAGGAGUGCCAUGGAGUGCUUGAUCGACAACAAUUAAUGCUUGAAGCUUGUGAAUUAAAUUCUGUGUCUGAAGAAGAUUAUCUUGACUUAGGGAGGGCUGGUUUAGGAAGUUGUCUGCUGGGUGGGUUGCCAGAUUGGUUGGUUGCAUAUUCAGCUCGUCUGGUGAGGUUCAUAAAUUUUGAAAGGACAAAACUCCCGGAGGAAAUUUUAAGGCAUAAUUUAGAAGAGAAAAGGAAAUAUUUUUCUGAUAUAAAUCUUGAGUUUGAGAAGAGUGAUGCUGAGGUUCAGGCUGAGGGUGUCUAUAACCAGAGGCUUCAGAAUCUUGCAGUUACUCUUGAUAAGGUGAGGUAUGUAAUGAGAUGCGUGUUUGAUGACCCCAAAAAGGCUCCACCACCAGUAGAGAGGCUUACUCCAGAAGAAGUAGUGUCCUUCCUCUGGAAAGGAGAGGGAUCACUAGUUGAGGAGCUUCUUCAAUCCAUGGCUCCUCAUGUUGAAGAAGACAGGCUAAAUGAUCUCAAAUCAAAGAUUCAUGCUCAUGACCCCUCAGGUUCUAGUGACAUUCAGAGAGAACUUCAGAAGUCUUUGUUAUGGUUAAGGGAUGAGAUCAGGAAUCUUCCAUGUACAUACAAGUGUCGGCAUGAAGCUGCAGCUGACUUGAUCCAUAUUUAUGCUUACACAAAGUGCUUCUUCAGAGUUUGUGCAUACAAAGCACUAACUUCUCCACCAGUGUACAUCAGUCCACUUGACCUUGGCCCCAAGUAUGCUGAUAAGUUGACUGGUCCUCAAGAGUAUUGCAAGACAUAUGGUGAGAAUUAUUGUCUAGGGCAGCUGAUUUUUUGGUAUAACCAGACAAGUAUUGACCCAGACAAUAGCCUGAUUAGAGCAAGUAGAGGUUGCUUGUCCUUACCUGAGGUUGGUUCCUUCUAUGCCAAGGGUCAGAAACCAUCAAGACAUCUUGUUUACAGUCCAAAGACCUUGAGAUUCAUGCUGUCAAGGAUGGAAAAGCAAUCUCAGAAACCGUGGCCCAAGGAUCGAAUAUGGUCAUUCCAAAACUCUCUAAAUGUUUUUGGCAGUCCAAUGCUAGAUGCUGUCUUGCAUAAAUCUCCACUGGACAGAGACAUGGUGCAAUGGUUGAAGCACAGACCUUCAAUAUUCGAGACCAAGUGGUUCAGGUGACGAAACACUUCAUUUUACAUGGGUUUUGGAAGAGCAGUAGGGAUUAUAUAGCAAUCCACAUUAUCAAAUGUCGAAAGUUUUGGGAUGAUAUGUCAAUUUUUAGUUCCCAGCUGCCCAAUGCCGUGGGAGUUGGUAAUCAAUCAUUCCAAAACACCAUUUUUAUGCUGCUUUCUCCAAGUGUUCUCAUUCUUCUGUACAGUUUUUCAUCCUUGUAUUUGUAAAAUUCAUUGUUUACUUAGGUCAUUGUUUUUGUUUUAAUUAAAUGAAAAGAGAAGAAAAAAAAAA